This is a messenger RNA of Chlamydomonas reinhardtii, 1217 nucleotides long. RefSeq lists its product as uncharacterized. NCBI's taxonomy places the organism in Eukaryota, Viridiplantae, Chlorophyta, Chlorophyceae, Chlamydomonadales, Chlamydomonadaceae. The record is from RefSeq and is a predicted model, not a curated record. Bases 721 to 996 code for a protein of 91 amino acids. The transcript has a single exon.
GAAGUGAUACAAGUCUCCUGAUUGAAGUAUAAGAGGUGCGGGCUCGCUAGCGGCGGACGCCCAGUUGCUGCACAUGCAAAUUUGACCAGCAAACGGCGCGACGCACAACAUGGAAAGCAUGUACUAUGUCGUAAGCAGCUGCCAUAUUGACUCCAGACAGGCUGUUUCCACCUGCACCUAAGACACCACUGAAGACCGAAAAACCGAUUCCCCCUCGUGGAAGCGCCCAAGACCCUGGCCCCAUCACCCGGGAGUAUAACCUUACAAAUCCAGCAUAAUAAUUACAUGGAGCAUACAUUCAGACGGGUGUUACCGUUCCCAACCGUCCUGUACCAAAGCUGUGCUCAAAUACGGCCACAUAGAUUAAGCAUCGGGUACCAUGUUUUCAGUGGUGUGACAAGAAGUAAUGGCAAAACCUCUAGGGUCGAUCAGUCUGAAUCAAGGAGUCGAUUAUGUUGACUUGGCUUGUCGUCAAAGUUCCCGUCGUAUGUUGACUUGGCUUGUCGUCAAAGUUCCCGCAGCUCACUGCAAGCCGAAAGCAAGCCGCUUGAAUCAUGUCCGGUGUGCGGCUUAUCGGCCGACUCCCCUUCCCGCACUCUACUCGGGCGUGGUUUGGCCGUUAGAAGGGCACUAGCGGGGCUGCCGCUGAUGCCGCUGUGUAGGGAGCUGGUGUUUUGGGGCUAAGCCCCCCGUAACAGCGUAUUAUUCACUGACACUGACAUGAUGCAAGGAUUUGCAAAUAAUCUCCUUACCUCCAGCCUUGCCUCCAGCCUUGGCAUGGAAUGCCCCACGGAAGCAGCCGCAACCACGGAAGCCCCGCCCCACGGAGCCGCGCAGUACGCAGCCCACAGCGCCACGAGGUGCACGCCCGCACCGCUCAGCAGCUGCCACGUUUGCUCCACUGCCGGCACCAUCGCCGCAUCAUCACCCGGCGGCCCCUCCACCGCCGCAUCAUUACUACUGCGCCCAACAGCCCGGCUGCAACUGGGGGCGUGAUGGGACGGCGGGAGAGCGAUGGCAUCACAUCCGAUAAGCAGGACCCUGCCCGCCGACACAACCUAUGACAACUUUGGCUAUGACAGCACCAACAUGGUAAUGGCAUCCAGUUAGCCACCCGCAUUGCAGUAAUUGCCGUCUUCCACCGUUCCACGGUGUGAAGUGUGCACGAGGGCAGAGACAGUGCGGGGGGCUGGCUGCUGUUGUAAGUCGUACAUCGA